AUGUCAGACGGGGUAGACAACGUUGAUUCGGAUCCAGAAAGUCCGCGAAAUAUAGGCAAAUGGGUUCGGAACGGAUGUACUGCUUUCGGGCUGGUCGAAUGGACAACAGCGGCGCCAGCGGCCUUGAACAAAUAUCUAGCAACCGUCACAGAAAGGAUAUCCACCGAAGCAAACCGACCAGAAGAGGCUCAUACCUUAAAGAUUGAGGCCCUAUUUUACGAUGAAACACGGACCGCCCUGAUCUAUCAGUGCUCUCAGAAGCCUACGGACCUCCGUGAAGUCCUCUUACACGUCCCAAAGCCCUCUGUGGACGACAGGCGUGCUCUGGGUAGAAUUAUCGCGACACAGGUCCGAUCCCUCUAUUUCCACUUUCAGAUUCACCACACAGCCUUGCGGACCGAAAGUUUCGUCUUCUUUGGGGACCCCAACAAGCUAGAUCUUACCAAACCAUAUGUCCUCGAUUGGGCGCGACAAGCGGCCCCAGACAUGUACCAACACCCUGCAUACCAAGCAGACGAACCUCUCUGGCCCUACCAAGUCUGGUCUUUGAUGAUGGUGUUGUCUGAGAUUGCCGAGUGGCGGCCGCUCGACGGAGCAUUCCAGGAUGAAGCUGGGUUGCGGAGCAGAAAGCUAGCUAGGAAGCAGCUGGUGACAAGUCCGGAUUGGAAGGGUGCCACGACCGCCGAGAUUUUCAAGUACGGCUUCGGACUUCUCGAGAAGGAUCGAAAAACGCUCCAGCAGUACAGCAGGUGGGACGUCAAAUGCUUCUACGAUAAACUGUGCGAGCUUUUAGCGCUGCCAUAA
This is a messenger RNA of Anthostomella pinea, 804 nucleotides long. The record is from the annotation of a GenBank genome assembly. NCBI's taxonomy places the organism in Eukaryota, Fungi, Ascomycota, Sordariomycetes, Xylariales, Xylariaceae.